Messenger RNA from Racocetra persica, 708 nucleotides. The record is from the annotation of a GenBank genome assembly. NCBI's taxonomy places the organism in Eukaryota, Fungi, Glomeromycota, Glomeromycetes, Diversisporales, Gigasporaceae.
AUGAGCGGAAAUAAGGAUAAACAAGUUUCAAGCGACGAUGCUAAUAAUGCACACGAAGAACUUGCGUCUCCAGUUAGUAGUGAUUGUGAAAUUGUGCAAAAAGGCCAAGCGAAUUUUGAAGCAAAUUUUGCUCUUCUUGAAACAGGGAAAGUAUUGACCGGUGGUGAUACAACAGAGCCCCUGUUGGGCGGUUUUGGUCUGUCUUUUGAACCAGAGAAUGGUUUUUCGGGUAGUGCAUGUAAUGUAAGGCCGGAUGAGAAAAGGUUAAGCUCUGGCAUACUUGGUGGUGAUCAGGCAGUGCAAGCUCCUUGGUCAACUAAUAAGGCUACAACGUUUUGUGAUUUGGACAAAAGUAUUUGGAAAAAAUAUGAUAUUUUAAAGGCAAGAAACCAAUGGGAGUAUAGUGAAUGGUGCAAGGCAAGAUUGUUGUUGGAUAAGGCAUUGUUGUCAGGGGAUAUAGAGUAUGUAUAUUUGGCAAGACAAGUAGUGCUUGAAAGGGUAUAUGUGGUUAGAGUGGCAAAUAAGGAUGGUUGGUCUGUUGUAUUUAAGAUAGCAUCUAGUGACAAUGAUCCAAUGUCAGAUUUAUUUGGUGAAAGACAGGAGAAGGCAAGAUUGGCUGCACAACACUUUUUGAGAUAUAAAAGACCAAAAGUGGCUCAGGAGUAUAGUUUUAGGAGAAGUGAACUGCAUGAUAAGGUGCAGAUGUAG